AUGGCUGAAUCAGAGCAGGUCCCGAGGGGAUUAUACGGUAACAUACACCAGACGUAUUUCAGGGUAAAGUCAUCACUCAGCGUAAGCAAUAUUCACGAGGCGCUUAUACUGUUUCACCAGAAGCUGCUGAUCGGCGAUCCCAGGUCCUACUACGUGCUACUCACCUCCACGUUCGCUCUACUCUUUGUCCUGGUCUACGCCUACUACAGGCUCCUGGAGCUCUCCAAGAGUUCGCGGAGUAUUCUCCGUCGCAAUCUGGAGCGCCAGGCCAUUCUGAAGGAUAGGAUAAAGAAUUAUCUGUUCAACGUCCUGGAAGACUCGUUCAUAUGA
Messenger RNA from Theileria orientalis strain Shintoku, 330 nucleotides. RefSeq lists its product as hypothetical. Bases 1 to 330 code for a protein of 109 amino acids. The record is from RefSeq and is a predicted model, not a curated record. NCBI's taxonomy places the organism in Eukaryota, Apicomplexa, Aconoidasida, Piroplasmida, Theileriidae. The transcript is spliced from 3 exons.